Salvia splendens (bonfire salvia) is the source of this 3366-nucleotide messenger RNA. Its product is annotated as RAN GTPase-activating protein 2. The coding region runs from base 1429 to 3057 and encodes 542 amino acids. Gene Ontology annotation, molecular function: GTPase activator activity; protein binding. The transcript has 2 exons. The record is from RefSeq and is a predicted model, not a curated record. NCBI's taxonomy places the organism in Eukaryota, Viridiplantae, Streptophyta, Magnoliopsida, Lamiales, Lamiaceae.
UCCAAAACUCAAAAAUUCCCAAAUUGAAAAACCCUCCUUUCCCGUUCCCUCAUUUGCGAAUCGCGCCACCACCAUACAUUCAUUCCACUCCACUUCUCUCACUCCCUCUCUCUCUCGACGAGCUGCAACUCCAGAAACCGCGACAAAGAGCUAAUCCCACUCCAUUUUUUAUCCGUAUUUCUCUUUUGCUUCUUCCUACGCACAAUAUUUGAUGACCUAUUCCGUUUUAGGGUUUCUAUUUCCUGCUCUUUUCGCUGUGAGUAAAACCCACAUACGCAUGCAUAUUCCAAGAGAUGCAUACGUGGGUUCUGUUUUUUACUGUGCUUUCUGGAGCAGUUGAGAUUUUAUUUCUUUCUGUUUUGUCGAAUUAGAGGCUCGGAACUUUAUUAGAAGUUUCAUUUCCCUCAUGGAUCUGUUAGUUCAAGAUGCUGGUGUUUCUGCUGGAUCUAGGAAUAAGAAUGGAAUUUGAAAUAAUAUAAAUUUAUUUUAAUUUUUUUUCUUAUUGGAUUAGAAACGAACGUCAAUGAAAUAAGCGUUUUUGGAGCGUUGUUACUUAAUGCGAUAGGAAAAAUGCUCUUAGUUGCUGAUAAUUAAAUGCUAGUCAUGUUCUCGUUACCACAGGCAUUUGCUUCUGUCUUACUACUUUUUAAGAAACUAAUUGAAAUUUAGUUGUUGGAAUAUAGUGGAAAGCAAACUGAAACUUGGAUUGCAUAUGAAAAUAUUUGACAUAUGUUUUGAAUUUAGUUGUUGGAAUAUAGUGAAAAGCAAGCAAGAAGCUAAGAACUUUGAUUGCAUAUGAAAAUACCUGACAUUUUCAAACAUUCUUAUGCUUCUGUUCGUUUUGUGUGGCAUAUGUGAUUGUUGUCAGCUGAAGAUUUUAGUUUUCACAGGCUCUUCUGCUUGGUAAAUCAAGCAUAUACAUGUGCACAUAUUUUUGGACGAUUUUAUGAUACACUGUUCAUAAUUCUCUCAGAACUUUACCUAGUCGAUUGAGGAAAGGCAGAGAUGUUGGUGAUGUGGUGUCUCAGCUUUCCUGGGUAAAAAUGGUGUCUUGAUAAUAAUUUAACUAAAUAUCCAGGUUAUAUUGGAUAUCUGGUGAAAAUGGUGAAAAAUGUACAUAACCCCCAAAACAAUACCCACCUUAUUAAGUAAUGACACGCUGGAAGAAUUAAUCUCAAAUGAUACUUAACAUUAGUGUAGACUGUUCCUAACCAUGACUACAACUUUUGAUAAAUAAAUGCCUUUUCUUCUACUUAUUCAUACUAUCCUGCUAGUCAAUAUUAUACCUGGGAGUAUUUUGCACGUCUAGUAUCUUACUAACCUUUGUAGGUCCAUUGCCCCAAUAGACCAUGGUUCAUGUGAUCACAUAGAUAAACUUGUUCCGUUGUUCGCGUACUGAAUCACUUUCUAACCUUACCUAAAGUUGAGAUGGAGAACACCGCCAAAACACCAAAUGGAGAACGCCGCCAAAUCAACAUAAAGCUCUGGCCCCCUAGUGAAAACACUCGGUUGAUGUUAGUUGAACGAAUGACGAAUAAUCUCUCCACACCAACAAUUUUCACCAGGAAGUACGGUAGUCUCGGUCAACCAGAAGCUACAAAAUAUGCUAAACAAAUUGAGGAAUCAGCAUUUUGUUCAGCAAAUCAGCACUAUGAGCAAGAGCCUGGUGGUGAUGGAAGUUCUGCUGUGCAGUUGUACGCCAGAGAAUGCAGUAAGCUGAUACUGGAAGUUCUUAAGGAGGGUGCCAAACUAGAGGAAAAAGAAGCAUUGAAAUCCGAGGUUGAAUCUGCUCCUCGUGAGACCUUUUUUGAUAUUUCCAAAGGUCAGCGAGCAUUUAUUGAAGCAGAUGAGGCCCAAGUAUUAUUGAAUCCCUUGAAAGAGCCUGGAAAUUCUUACACUAAAAUUUGCUUUAGCAAUCGAAGCUUUGGUCUUGGCGCAGCUAAUGUGGCUGGACCAAUCCUAGCUUCCAUUAAGAACCAACUGAAGGAAGUGGAUCUGUCAGAUUUUGUUGCAGGAAGACCAGAGGCUGAAGCUCUUGAUGUUAUGAAUAUCUUCUCUGAAGCUCUGGAGGGUUCUCAUUUAAAGUAUCUGAAUAUCUCUGACAAUGCCUUGGGUGAGAAGGGAGUAGGCGCAUUUGCAAAGCUAUUCAGAUCUCAAACUAGCUUGGAGGAACUUUAUCUGAUGAAUGAUGGAAUUUCUAAAGAAGCUGCACAAGCUGUUUGUGAGUUGGUACCUUCUACAGAGGUACUUAAAGUACUUCAUUUUCAUAACAACAUGACAGGAGAUGAGGGGGCUAUUGCUAUUUCUGAGAUUCUAAAGCGUUGCCCUUUAUUGGAGGAUUUCCGAUGCUCGUCCACCCGAGUUGGUUCCGAAGGAGGGAUUGCCUUGACUGAAGCACUUGCACAAUGUAAGAAUCUGAAGAAACUGGAUCUUCGGGACAACAUGUUUGGUGUAGAGGCUGGUGUCAAACUGAGUGAGGCUCUCAAGAAACACGAGAACCUCACUGAGAUUUAUUUGAGCUACUUGAAUCUGGAAGAUGAUGGAGCAGUAGCAAUAGCCAAUACUCUCAAGGAGUCAGCACCUUCACUUGCAGUGUUGGAGAUGUCUGGAAAUGAUAUAACUGCUGAAGCGGCUCCCAGCUUAGCUGCUUGCAUUGCUAGUAAGAAGUCUCUUGUGAAGUUGAACCUGUCAGAGAAUGAUCUGAAGGAUGAUGGUGCAAUUCAGAUAAGCAAAGCAUUCGGAGAAGGACAGGAUCAACUCAAGGAAGUUGAUAUGAGCCAGAAUUCUUUAACAACCACAGCUAGGAAGUUGGCCCAGGCAUUGGUGCAUUUGCCUGGGUUUAAGCUCCUAAAUGUAAAUGGGAACUUCAUUUCUGAGGAAGACAUUGAUGAGUUGAGGAGUAUCUUUAAAGAAUGUCAGGAAAAACUUGGACCCCUGGAUGAGAACGACCCUGAGGGUAAUGAUUUUGAUGACCUGGAAGGUGGGGAUGAAGAUGAAGGCAGCCAAGAUGAAUUGGAAGAGAAACUUAAAAAGCUUGACGUCAAUCAAGAAAACUAAAAGAAGGUAGGUAGUCUUGCAGUCCUCAUGCAGAGUAAAAGCUUGACGUGCUAAAUUUGAAGAGGAGAUGACGCCGAUUCUUGAUGAAGCCACUGCUCACAAUGGGACCUUUUUUCCCCUUAAAUCUGCUUUAGAUUAUUCAGCAAUUUGUAUCAGCUGAAGGUACUUUCGACUUGGCCUGUAGACUUGUAACUUCUGGUACCCCAUGUUGGGGACCAUGGUAGGAUCCUUUUAGGCCCUUUCAAUCAUACAUUUACUUGCUUUGAACCUUUUGCUAUGAAAAAUACUAUUGAGUUCGUAUUUUGCUUA